Messenger RNA from Melozone crissalis (California towhee), 1488 nucleotides. It is a transcript of the gene PAIP1, whose product is annotated as poly(A) binding protein interacting protein 1. Gene Ontology annotation, molecular function: RNA binding; protein binding; translation activator activity. The record is from RefSeq and is a predicted model, not a curated record. The transcript has 12 exons. Lineage: Eukaryota; Metazoa; Chordata; Aves; Passeriformes; Passerellidae. Gene Ontology annotation, biological process: regulation of translational initiation. Bases 238 to 1458 code for a protein of 406 amino acids.
GCUGCCGCGGUGCUGGCCGAGCCCGCGGCGCCGGCGGUGGCAGAGCGGGAUAAGCGUGCCCGGCUGGCCGCGGCGCCGAGGCAAAGGUCGGGGCUGGCGAGGAGACGUGCCGAAACGCGCGUGUUGGACGUGGGGCUAACGCCAUAGCACGUGUCUACACUGGGGAGAGGAAAUUGGGUUCCCAACCAAACUCAACGGCAUUCAUGCAAACUUAAGUAGUGCAUCUCUAAGAAAAAUAUGGAUUUGGGAUCACAUUCCACUUUAAAUGAACACCUGCAAAGGACGGGAAUUCCAUCUGGAUCUCAAGACAAAGUUUCAGUUCUUGAUUCUGGACCAGAAAUGACUGAACCUCAGUUAGCUGUGGAUCCUGUAGCAACAUCAAACUUGUCUGCUAAAGCACCUGAAUUUUAUCCAUCAGGUUACAACCAGAACUUCAAUCAGAAUUUUACAGAUUCUUCCUUUGAAGAUAGAUGUGAUGGCUAUCUGACUCUGGCAGAAUAUGUACAAGACUUCCUAAAUCACCUCACGGAACAGCCAGGUUGUUUUGAAACGGAAAUAGAACAGUUUGCUGAAACACUGAAUGGCUGGGUUAUUGCAGAUGAAGCUUUACAAGAGCUUGUUGAACUCAUCUAUCAGCAGGCCACAUCUGUCCCAAACUUUUCAUACAUGGGAGCCCGGUUGUGUAACUAUCUGUCUCACCACCUAACCAUUAGUCCACAAAGUGGGAACUUCCGACAGUUGCUGCUUCAAAGGUGUCGAACAGAGUAUGAAAACAGAGAUGAAGCUACUAAAGGGGAUGAGACUACUAGAAAACAAUUUCAUGCCUUUGUGCUGUUCUUAGCUGAACUUUAUCUUAACUUAGAGAUUAAGGGAACAAAGGGACAGGUUACACGGGCAGAAAUUCUUCAAGAAGGCCUUCGGGAAUUACUGAAUGCGCUCUUCUCUAAUCCUGUGGACAGUAAUUUGAUAUGUGCAGUGAAACUGCUGAAGUUGACAGGUUCUGUCUUAGAAGAUGCCUGGAAAGAAAAAGGAAAGAAUGAUAUGGAGGAAAUGAUUCAAAGAAUUGAAAAUGUUGUGUUGGAUGCAAACUGUAGCAGAGAUGUGAAACACAUGCUUCUGAAACUAGUAGAACUGCGAUCUAGUAACUGGGGUAGAGUUCAUGGAACAACUCCACAUGCAGAAGCUACCCCUGAAAAUGACCCAAACUAUUUUAUGAAUGAACCAACAUUUUACACUUCUGAUGGCGUUCCUUUCACUGCAGCAGACCCAGAUUAUCAAGAAAAAUACCAAGAGCUGCUUGAAAGAGAGGAUUUGUUUCCAUAUUAUGAAGAAAAUGGAGCAGAUCUGUCAGGACCUGGAGAGCUGUAUUUUGAUGAGAUUGAUGAUGAGAUGGAUCCAGAAAUUGAAGAAGCAUAUGAAAAAUUCUGUCUAGAAUCAGAACAUAACAGAAAACAGUGAGAUGUUAUGUUUUAAUGUUAGUUUAUUUAA